This is a messenger RNA of Alosa sapidissima (American shad), 2164 nucleotides long. It is a transcript of the gene rbm42, whose product is annotated as RNA binding motif protein 42. The transcript is spliced from 11 exons. Gene Ontology annotation, molecular function: mRNA binding. NCBI's taxonomy places the organism in Eukaryota, Metazoa, Chordata, Actinopteri, Clupeiformes, Clupeidae. The coding region runs from base 179 to 1483 and encodes 434 amino acids. The record is from RefSeq and is a predicted model, not a curated record.
GAAGUCGAGGUCCUACACUGACGACAUCAAGAGGCGACGAAGGCAAUGGAUGAUGGUUUGUCUUGGUGGUUCAUUCCCUUGUAGUUACCCAGUAAUCAUAUAGCCAAAAUAAGUGAUAGUACAUACCAAGAUCUUUAUUGUUGUAAACGUCAGCAUCGUUGGAAUUACUUUUUGCACAAUGGCGCUGAAGUCGGGGGAAGAGCGCCUGAAGGAGAUGGAGGCGGAAAUGGCGCUGUUCGAGCAGGAGGUAUUGGGAGGCCCAGUUGCUGUGACUGCUGGAGCUCCUACGGUAGUUGAGAUGCCUGUCGCCCUUGCUGUACCAGCUAUGCCAAUGAUCAGACCUAUCAUUGGUACAAACACCUACCAACGGGUACAGCAGAGCUUGGAGGCACGGGCGGCCACUUUAGUUGGACCUCCCCCUACCUUUGUUGGUCCAGUGCCUCCAGUCAGACCUCCCCCUAUGAUGAGGCCUACUUUUGUACCACACAUCCUGCAGAGACCAGGUCACCGAAUGCCAAUGAUGCGUGGACCCCCACCUCAGGGCAUGAUGGCUCCGCCGCUGCCCCGGCCCCCUCCCCCUCCCCCCAUGAUGCUGGCCCCUCCCAUGGCUGGCCCCCCUCAGCACUCCAUGGGGCCCAUGGGUCCAAUGCGGCCCCCAAUGGAACCCAUGAACUCCAUGACCUCAAUGCCUCCUGGAAGACCUGGUCUUCUUCCCCAGCAGGUCGGGGGAAUGGCUCCCAUGGUGUCCCCACCUCCACGGCCAGUGACUCAGCCGCCACCCAAAGCGACCCCCAGCGUGAUCCAGGCCGCACCCACAGUCUAUUCCGCGCCUCCCACAUCUAAGCGGCAGGACCUCCGAGCGCAACGGCAGGCACGCAUGGAGGAGCUGGCUGCGUCGGUAGCGGAGCAGCAGGCGGCGGCGGUGGCGGCGGGGCUGCUGGAGGCUAAGAAGGAGGCGGCGGCAGCAGCGGCAGCAGCAGCAGCGGCGGCGGCAGCCGCCACAGACGACAGCGUGAUCGGGCCGAGCAUGCCAGAGCCAGAACCGGUCCAGACAGAGCCAGCAGAAGGGAAUGCGGAGGAGAAGAAGAAAGGAAAACAGGAGAAGGUGAAGAAAUGUAUUCGAACAGCAGCAGGCACAUCCUGGGAAGAUCAGAGUCUACUAGAAUGGGAAUCAGAUGACUUCCGGAUAUUUUGUGGUGACCUUGGUAACGAGGUGAACGAUGACAUCCUGGCACGAGCCUUCAGCCGCUACCCGUCUUUCCUGAAGGCGAAAGUGGUCCGGGACAAACGCACGGGCAAAACAAAGGGCUACGGCUUCGUCAGCUUCAAGGACCCCAACGACUAUGUGCGCGCUAUGAGGGAGAUGAAUGGAAAGUAUGUAGGUAGCAGGCCGAUCAAGCUACGCAAGAGCAUGUGGAAAGACAGAAACAUGGAAGUGGUGCGGAAAAAACAGAAGGAGAAGAAAAAACUUGGACUCAGAUGAAGACAUUACAUCUUAUUUGUAUGGGUGUGUGUGUGUUUGUUCUUGUGCGCGCGUAUGAGUGUGUGUGUGUUCAGUUGUGUAUACAGGACAUCACCUAAGCCCACAAAGAGGAUCCAUGCGUGGCAAGAACCCUUCUCCACAUGGAGAAGUAGUGUGUGUUGGAACACCUCUGCUCUUCCAAGCAGCAUGAUGGAUUAGAAAUGUAGUGCUGUCUGGAAGACCUGACUCUGUAUGGGCCAUGUCCUUUUCUCCCAGGCCCCCCUCCCCCCCGCUUUUUUUUUUUUUUUUUUUAAAUGACCCUGGUCUGUGAAUUGCAUAAUCUAGAAUGCUCUCAUUGUUAGUAUAGAAUUGUUUUUGUUUUGGAAUUAGAUUGUUCUAGAUUGGCAGCUUCUUAGUACUGAUGACAGACUGUCUUAGUACUGAUGGGUGUUCUGAUACUGAUCAGGUUUUUAAUGUCAUCUUAAGAAGCUAUGUGAAAUCAGUUGUUGAGAAAGGGUUAAUGUGAGUUUGUUCUGUACAGGGGGUAUUCAAAUGGCAUGGUUUAGUGACACCUGGGUAAGUUAACUCUAAGUAAGUGAUAAACCACCUACAACAAGAGCCCUAUGGCAUUGUUUUGUGUAAUGUAAGAACCAUCCAACAUUUCAAAUAAAACCCUGAAAUGGCUUUACCUGGGCAUGUCUU